This is a messenger RNA of Anneissia japonica, 2226 nucleotides long. RefSeq names its product sprT-like domain-containing protein Spartan. Lineage: Eukaryota; Metazoa; Echinodermata; Crinoidea; Comatulida; Comatulidae. Gene Ontology annotation, molecular function: polyubiquitin modification-dependent protein binding; metalloendopeptidase activity; single-stranded DNA binding. Gene Ontology annotation, biological process: DNA repair. The record is from RefSeq and is a predicted model, not a curated record. The transcript has 6 exons. Bases 355 to 2100 code for a protein of 581 amino acids. Gene Ontology annotation, cellular component: nucleus.
UGUUCGCGGUACGAAACGAUCAGCAAAUUACACAGAACACAUUAAUUACCAUUAAUGUAAUGAUUAACUGCAAUGUAAAUUUGUAAGAAUUAAGUUUAGUCAUGCACUAUAAUAUCACAUCGAUACAUAGAUGUGUCUACAUCGGCAGAUGUAGAAUACUAAGUACGGUAGGCCUACACACAGUUUUGCUAGCCUUAUGUGGACCGCUGUCAUGCCAUAUUUGGAAUGUACCCAACCCAACGUUUUAUUUACAAAAUCCGAUCCAAGAACCGCGUUUUUUUUCUGUUGUGUGUUGAUGAGGUUGUUAUAUUUUCAAUGAUAUGCCAAUACUAACACAUUACAGAAUUUAGAACCAUGAAUUCAGACCUUGAUUAUGAAUUUGCUUGUCUACUUCAAGCACAAUUCGACGACCAAGACCAGCAUGGAUCAAUCGUUCCUCCUAGGCCCUCAUCCUGCCAUUCAGAUGAUAAGUCACAGCGGAGCGGAGGCGAUAAACCCCUGUCAAUUGUAGAUGAAAGAUGGGAAACACUAGACCCUACACCUGAUGUACGGGCUAUGUUUAUAGAAUUUGAUAAUACAUUUUUCUCAGGAAAGCUGGCAGGUGUUGAAAUUAAAUGGAGCCCAAGAAUGACAUUAUGUGCUGGAGUAUGUAGCUAUGAAGGCAGAGGUGGCUUAUGUUCAAUACGACUUAGCACCCCAUUGUUGAAACUCAGGCCUAGAAAAGACCUUGUUGAAACACUGUUGCAUGAGAUGAUACAUGCCUAUCUAUUUGUUACUCAGAACAACAGAGAUCGUGAUGGUCAUGGACCUGAAUUCUGUAAGCAUAUGAACAGGAUUAACAAACAGACUGGUACAAAGAUAUCUAUUUAUCACAAUUUCCAAGAUGAAGUGGACUUGUACAGGCAGCAUAUUUGGCGAUGUGAUGGACCGUGCCGUACACGAAAGCCAUUUUUUGGUUAUGUCAAGCGAGCCAUGAACCGUGCACCAUCACCACGAGAUCCCUGGUGGUCCAGUCAUCAGCAGUCAUGUGGUGGGACAUACCAUAAGGAAAAAGAACCGGAAGGAUAUGGUGAAAAGAAGGGAAAAAGAAAAAGGGAAGAAGAAAAUACUAAAGGUUCAAAGAAAGCUAAAGGUAGAGACUUCAAUUCUGUACCAGCAUUUGAAGGCAAAGGACGUGUAUUAAAUGCUAUAAAUAGUCCACCGAACUACCCAACACUUGAGCAAAUAUGGUCCAAAAAGCAACUCGCUGUACCAAAUAAUAGUAACAAGUCCCCCUCAAUACCAGUGGGAUCGAUAAGCGCAGUAACUAAUGGCAACAUAAAGCCUAGUAGCGAACACAAGGAUCCAAAAAAGACUGAUACAUCAGGAACAAGGAGCAACAUCCAUGGAUUCUUUGGAAAGAAAUCCGUACCAUCUGCAAGUAAUGGGAAAUAUGAUUCCGACAGUGAUGAUAAGAGUGACGAGAACAUGCCUAAUGAUCUGAUACAGAGUAACUCUGAUACCAGAAAUGGAUCCAGUGAUAUGGAGGCUAGGUUUCCAGGCAAAGGACGUGUGCUAGGAGGGAGAACCAAGGAAGAUAUACAAAAUGGUGGAAUGGCAUGGCUGUCAAAAGAAUCUAAGAAUACAUGUUUGGCAGAUAAAUAUAAGCAUGUGAACAAUAAGAUUAAUAAACAUCGGAAAAAAUCACAAAAGAUCUUAAAACUGAUUGAGAUAGUUGGCAGCGAUAGCGACUCAGACGGGGAUGAAAAAACAUUCAGAAAUAGUGAAAUACCUGUAAUAGUAAAUAAGAAAGAAGAAAGCAAUAGGGAUAUAUCACAACAUCUAAUGAAUAUAAACAUUGGGACUAGUGCUGAUGAAUUGCCAAAGAACAGAUCAGAGAAAGCAGGAAAUUUAAGUGGUGCCAAAGCUUCUAAUCAUACUCAAAAAAUUGAUGGAGAGUUGAAUCAAACAUUGUCAGACAUGCAUGUUAAUGCAGAGACCUGUCGUACAGAGGAUCCUGCAGGAACUGUGAAAUGUCCGAUAUGUGGCUGCAGUGUGUUGGAGAGCGCCAUCAAUCGCCACUUGGAUGAGUGCUUAAAUCACAGCUAUCUUUCUCAAUAAUGUCUUUUUAAACUUUGUUUUAAUUAUUUUUUUGUGAUUACAACAGUAUUAUGAGAGUUAUAUAUUUUGUAAUUUUGGAUAGAUACUAUUUAUAUAUAUAUAUAAAGGUUAUUUUGUUAUAUUUCA